Nicotiana tabacum (common tobacco) is the source of this 2602-nucleotide messenger RNA. Its product is annotated as putative elongation factor TypA-like SVR3, chloroplastic. Gene Ontology annotation, cellular component: ribonucleoprotein complex; cytosol. Lineage: Eukaryota; Viridiplantae; Streptophyta; Magnoliopsida; Solanales; Solanaceae. The record is from RefSeq and is a predicted model, not a curated record. Gene Ontology annotation, molecular function: GTP binding; GTPase activity.
CCCCAAUCCUCAACUCUCUCCUUUGCUCUCCUCUUCUCACUUUCUGAGCCAAAACACAAAAAACAGAGAGAAAGUGAGUGAGUUAGGAAGCAGAAGAGAGCCAAAAAUGGAGAUGUCAAUUGCUUCACCUUCUUCUACAACACCAACUUUCUCUAUUCUCAACUCUAGCAAUUGUAGCAAGAAAAUUUCUUGUCUUUCAACUCAUUUCCUUAAAAAACACUUCUUUGGUAGUACUUUGCCUUCUUGUUUAUCUGCUAAAGUACCUUUUAAAGUAAACCCACUUCGUACUUCUAUCAAAUGCGCUGUUUCUGAGGCUACUGAAGCCCCCUCUGAGAAGAAGAGCCAACUGAUGAGGAGAAGUGAUAUACGGAAUAUAGCUAUCGUUGCACAUGUUGAUCACGGGAAGACGACAUUGGUUGAUUCUAUGUUGAAACAAGCAAAGGUUUUUCGUGAUAACCAGUUUGUACAGGAAAGGAUAAUGGACUCCAAUGAUAUAGAGCGUGAAAGGGGAAUAACCAUACUUAGCAAAAACACGUCAAUUACUUACAAGGAUACAAAAAUCAACAUAAUUGACACUCCAGGGCACUCUGACUUUGGUGGUGAAGUAGAACGCAUCCUCAACAUGGUUGAAGGGGUUCUUUUAGUGGUAGACUCUGUUGAGGGUCCAAUGCCCCAGACAAGAUUUGUCUUGAAGAAGGCACUGGAGUUUGGCCAUGCUGUAGUUGUUGUAGUCAAUAAAAUUGAUAGACCUUCUGCUCGUCCAGAAUUUGUCGUUAACUCUACGUUUGAACUCUUCAUCGAAUUAAAUGCAACGGAUGAACAGUGUGAUUUUCAGGUAAUAUAUGCCAGUGGUAUCAAGGGAAAGGCAGGGCUAUCACCUGAAAAUUUGGGCGAUGAUCUUGGCCCACUAUUUGAGGCCGUCGUUAGAUGCAUUCCAGGACCCAAGAUUAAUAAAGAUGGUGCACUUCAAAUGCUUGCUACAAAUAUUGAUUACGAAGAACAUAAAGGGCGCAUAGCUAUUGGACGUGUGCAUGCUGGAAGUCUGCGCAGGGGAAUGGAUGUGAAGAUAUGUACAACAGAAGAUGAAUGCAGAUUCGGCAGAGUAAGUGAGCUAUUUGUGUAUGAAAAAUUCAGUAGAGUUCCCGCAGAAACUGUAGAAGCUGGAGAUAUCUGUGCUGUAUGUGGUAUUGAUGAUAUUCAGAUUGGAGAGACUAUCGCUGACAAAAGCGAGGGAAAACCAUUACCUGCAAUCAAGGUUGAAGAACCUACAGUGAAAAUGUCAUUUUCAGUCAAUACCUCCCCUUUUGUUGGACGCGAGGGGAAGUAUGUCACUAGCCGAAACCUAAGAGACAGGUUGUACCGUGAGCUGGAAAGAAAUCUGGCAAUGAAAGUUGAAGAUGGUGAAACUGCAGAUACAUUCAUUGUCAGUGGACGUGGUACUCUGCAUAUCACUAUACUGAUAGAGAACAUGCGAAGGGAAGGAUAUGAGUUCAUGGUGGGACCUCCCAAAGUGAUAAAUAAGAAAGAUGGUGACAAGUUGCUGGAACCUUAUGAGAUUGCUACUGUUGAGGUUCCUGAGGAACACAUGGGGUCUGUGGUUGAACUUCUGGGGAGAAGGCGUGGGCAAAUGAUUGAUAUGCAAGGGCUUGGGUCUGAAGGGACAACUUUGCUCAAAUAUAAAAUACCAACCCGAGGUCUUCUUGGAUUGCGGAAUUCAAUCUUGACAGCUUCUAGAGGCACAGCAAUUCUCAACACAAUAUUUGAUAGCUAUGGACCAUGGGGCGGUGAUAUUUCCACUCGUGAUCUAGGUUCACUGGUUGCAUUCGAGGACGGAACGAGUACAUCCUAUGCUCUCAUGAGUUCUCAGGAUAGAGGGCAGUUGUUUAUUGGCCCUGGAGUUGAUGUUUAUAAAGGUCAAAUAGUUGGUAUUCACCAACGGCCAGGUGACCUUGCCCUGAAUGUCUGCAAGAAAAAAGCUGCGACAAAUGUUCGUUCAAACAAAGAAGUAACAGUGGUUCUUGAUACUCCACUAGAUUAUAGUCUGGAUGAUUGCAUAGAGUACAUUCAAGAAGAUGAGCUUGUUGAAGUUACUCCAUCAAGUAUCCGGAUGUUGAAAAACCCAAAGUCUGCCAAAAAGACACGAUGAAUGUUUACAUAGAACAAGGCGAAGAGAUGCAAUGAAGUAUACAUGGUACGAGAACGAGGCAAAGAGACAUAAUGAAGUAUACAUGGUACGUGCCAAUAUAUAUGUCAUCCCAACUCCUUAAUUCAUUCCAAAGACCUCUCUUUUGGAUAGAGCAUUCCGCGAUUUUUAACAUGUUGAUUAUUUUCAACAUGUGAAGUAAACUUUUGGUUAAUGCAGAGCUAUACAACAUUCAAAGCCUCCAGUACAAUAGGUUGAACCUUUUGGUAGUUGGAUUUGGUUAGGCAUACAAAGGUGUAGUAUAUUAUUUCUCACAAUUUGUGUAGAUGACUGAUGAUAUAAUAGAGAGCAUGUAUCCAAAGCUGCAAAACAAUAUGCAAUAUUUGAUUGUUUGUUAUUGUAGUUACUAAAGACUUCAAAUUCCAUGUUUUCAAAAACAUCUACUUGAUAGGCUGCUCA